Messenger RNA from Cyprinodon variegatus (sheepshead minnow), 1086 nucleotides. RefSeq names its product membrane progestin receptor beta-like. The record is from RefSeq and is a predicted model, not a curated record. Bases 33 to 626 code for a protein of 197 amino acids. The transcript has 3 exons. Gene Ontology annotation, cellular component: membrane. Lineage: Eukaryota; Metazoa; Chordata; Actinopteri; Cyprinodontiformes; Cyprinodontidae.
UGCUCUUCCUCCUCAACAAUGUGGGCGGGGCCAUGUACCUGUACUGCUGCACCUCUGCACUUUACCUCUACAGCACCGACUACACCUGGACACAAAGCAUGCUGGGAAAGAUCUUCCUCCCGGCUGCAGCGUUUCUCUGCUGGACCUCCUGCUGCGUCUCCUGUCAUGUUGAGGUCCGUUCCUUCUGGACGAGCAGGUUCCACAGGAGGCUCUACAGCCUGACCAUGAUCACUGCCACCGGCCCCGUCGCUCACCGCCUCACCAGCAACAGCUGGGCAGGCAGCCCUGCAGCUUCACUGCAUCUCCUCCAGAUGGUGCUGUCCCUGUUUGCAGCCUUCUUCUUCUCCUGCUCCUCACCUGAGUGUUUGUCCCCGGGCAGCUUUGAUCUCCUGGGUCACAGCCAACAGCUCUUUCAUGUCCUGCUGUCACUCUGCGUCAUGGUCCAGCAGGAGGCGCUGUUCUGCGACUUCCUGUGGAGACGCCCUGCGCUGUCCCGGCUCUUUGGGGAGGAGCACCUCCUGCUGGUCUGCAACUCCUUCUGCUGGUUGACCUUCUGCUGCGGCGUAACGGCGCUCGUCCUGAGCAGCAGAGUUUGGACUCGGCUCACCACAGAAGAAGAAGGGUGACGUCGUAUUUUAGGUAGUUUCCCAAUAAUCAUACUUCCACCCUUACAUGUAAGGGUUUGGUUCUAACUGAACUGUAGGUGGGAAUAAAAAACUGUUGCUUGUUACACUUUUAAAGUAUUUUUUGCAGUAAGAUCACAGUGACGGCUCCCGCCAUUUUGGAUGUCCCAGACGCCAUGAUGUAACCUUCACUCUCCCAACUCUGGACUCUGUCCUUUAACGAGGACAUUCACUUCAUUAAGGGACAGAGUGUGUAGUGCGGGCACUGGGACAAGUCACUGCUUUCCCAUCACAGAUCAAUAAACCAGUGAGAUGUAACUGGUUCUGAUGCUUUAACUGCAUACUUUCCCACAGUCCACACACGUCGGCCAUCUUGGAUUCUGCUGUUGGGGUGGAAGGGAGACCCCCCGGUUUAAAAUAUCAGAGCCCAACAGGAAUAAAUACACCUGAACUAAAUUGAAUG